Chilo suppressalis (striped riceborer) is the source of this 2339-nucleotide messenger RNA. The record is from the annotation of a GenBank genome assembly. NCBI's taxonomy places the organism in Eukaryota, Metazoa, Arthropoda, Insecta, Lepidoptera, Crambidae.
GUUUUUCGGGCUGUCAAAUUACACAAACAAAUGUCACAAAAAGGAUUUUUAAUGGUUUUUCAGGGGUUUUCGCUCUAACUAAAUAUAUUUGGGCAGCUUGUCGAGUCAAAGGAAUUUAUAAUAAAUUCAUUAUUCAGCUGCGUUAACAGCUUUGGCGGUUUCCAUUGUACAUCUGUUUCUUACUGUGUUUUUAUAACUGACGAGGUUGGAACCACACGUUAUGAAUAAAUAAACAUGGAUCGAGUUACGGUUUUAGAAGAGGAAAUCGCUAAUCUCCGUAUGAUUUUGCAACAAAAAGAAGCGGAGUUGUACGAGUUGAAGAAAGAAUGUAUUCGGGAAUCACAUGCUCAGUUGGGUUCAACAAAUCAUACAACUCCAGAAUUGAAUAACUUGCUAAAAACACAUUGUAGUGCUCGGCUACCAAAAUGGGCAAUAGUAAGGUACAGUCGUCAAAUCCUUCUCCCAGACAUUGGUGUCAAGGGGCAAGAAAAGCUGUGUUCAGCUCGGGUUUUAGUAGUGGGAGCAGGGGGUUUGGGCUGUCCGGCAGCAGUUUACCUCGCUGGGGCGGGGGUAGGUGACAUUGGAAUAGUAGAUUAUGAUGAUGUGGAAAUAACCAAUAUUCAUAGGCAAAUACUGCACAGCGAGAGAGAUGAGUGUAUGAGUAAGGCUGAAUCUGCUGCACAUAAACUCAGAAGUAUUAACUCUCACAUUAAAGUGACUCCAUAUAACGUUCAGUUGGACUCUUCAAACGCUGUGGAUAUUGCUUCCGGUUACGAUGUAGUUCUAGAUUGUACGGAUAAUGUACCUACUAGAUACUUGCUCAACGACUUAUGUGUCAUGACUGGGUUACCAUUAAUAUCCGGAAGUGCUUUGAAAAUGGAGGGGCAGCUCACUAUCUAUGGAUACCGAGCAGACAGAAAUUGCAAUGAGAAGAAUGCAUCGUACCGCGGUCCUUGCUAUCGUUGCAUAUUUCCUACCCCCCCACCACCUCAAGCUGUUGGUAGUUGUUCCGCCAAUGGAGUCGCCGGACCAGUACCUGGGGUUAUUGGUACUCUUCAAGCUCUGGAAGCUAUAAAAAUGAUCGUGGGUCUAACACAUGAGAAGAUGCUUAUUGAAAGAAUGCUUCUCUUUGAUGGAGAGGACAUGACCUUUAAAAUUGUGAAUCUCAGAGGUCAGAAUCAGCAAUGCGCAGUUUGUUCACAAACACCCAGCAUCACGCGGCUAAUAGACUACGAGGCGUUCUGCAAAUCCCAGGCCAAAGAAAAGCCCAUAACAUUACCAGUAACAGAGCGGCGUCGGGUAGAAAAGCAAAAACGCAUGACGGGCAAAAGUUACUACGGCUUCCGUAAAACGGAUCGCGACAAACGCGCCUGGGUGCAAGACGUGCCUAAAUCGGAACGCAAGAUCGGCCCACCUUGUUCCUCCGACCUCUGUCAGAAAGGGACGGCACGACACUGCAACGAAUUCGACGAGGAAGCGAGAAAGGAGAUGUUCCGUCACUUCUGGCACGAUUUGGAUUGGAAAGGGAAACGAGAUUACGUUAAAACGCUGGUAGAUGUCGUACCGCCCAAAAGAAGAAGGAAAAAAGACGCUAUAUCGAGGAAAGGCGAUUCUAAACUCUAUCACUUGAGGAAUAAAGGCGAACGUUUACUCGUGUGUCGUUUGAUGUUUCUAAACACUUUAGGUUUGAAAGAAGCUAUGCUCAGAAGUUGGUUAACGUGCACAGAUAAACCAAGAUCACCGAAGAAGCCUUUGAAAUCUCUGAACGUAGACUCUUAUAUAGACGCGUUACCCGUUUGUCCACCGAAAUGCGAAAUAUGUAGGAAUUCUUGCGUACAAAUCAGAUAUUUGAACUUGAGUCAUGUGAAAAAUAUCUAUCAGUUAUACGUAGAGUAUAUGAAGGAAAUGAAAAGUAGGAAUAUAAGUCCAGCUUCGAGAAAGACGUUUUGUAAAGUUGUCAGUUUGAGGAAUUUAAGAGUUUUUAAGCCGAAGAAUGAAAACGAUGUAUGCGAUUUGGUUAGCCAACACAAUGCGAUUCCAAGUUACAGUUAUCAGAAUGUAGAUAUAGGGAAGGAAGGUUUGAAUCAUGAUAUGCCGACUGAGUAUUUUUACGGGGAAGAUCAGUUGUUGCUUUAGUAUACAAUAUUGUACUAUGAGAGAGUAGAAUGUAAAUAUGAGCGUUUUUUUGGAAGUGGCAAAUGAGAUAUACCAAUUUGCCCCCUCCUACUUAACUACAUUGAUAUGUUUAAAUGUAAAGAUUUUUUUUUUACUAGUAAAAAUUCUACGCGGACCUGGCAGCAGACGGGACUCGAACCUUUCGCUAUCCGGGCGAAUGCACU